AUGCAAGCGCUACGUCUGCUGGACUUGCCGUCGGACGUCAUUAUUCAUGUUCUCUCCUCUCUGCACGUAAAAGACGUUCUUUGCCUAGAGCGGACGUGCAGACGACUGUAUAAUGUAAUUUCGGCGCGCCACGUUUGGUUGACGUUACUGGAGGAUCUCGACCAGGUCUGUUCACCCGACCUUCCACCACAUACUGAUAUUACCUCCUAUUCUGACUUUCAAGUUCGAAAACUGGUUGUUGAUGCCGUCCGCAUACAUGAACACUGCGCUAAAGGUACGGCCCAGUACUAUCGGGCAGCAAUGAUCGCGCCCAAGAAUCCUGGUAGCGGAGAGUUAGACACUUUCGCAUCUACUUAUUGGCAGAGAAACGUCAAACUUGCCCCUGGAGGACGGUAUCUCUUCGUCAAAUGGUCAAUGGACGUCGUUCAGCUCUACGAUUUGCAGAGAAACAACAAAUUAGUAUGGUCAUAUAGACUUGAACAGGGUCGGGCUUUCCGAGUGUUUUUGCCAUUUGCGUUCGAGAUGUGUCGAGACGGUAGUAUCACUUUGCUACUUAUUGCUUUCAGUGCCAGACGUGAGAAUUGGUGGAUUGGCGCACUCCGAUUAACCCGAUCACCGAAUGAGGAAGAGGAGUUUCGCUCUGAAGUAGUGUAUUCUCAAGAUUAUCAUGUUAACAUUUGCCGUUUGAGAAUUGAAGGUGACUUUGCCGUAGCAGAGGUUAACACUGUAGGCUUCCUAGUAGUUAACUGGAAGGAGGGCUGGCAUAUGUCAUUCGGAAGUGAACACAUUGUAGACUUGAAUUUAUUGCAUGGCAAACUGUUUGUCUGUUCCUGUCAAUUUGAUCCCGAAGACACGUCCGUUAUCAUUACGAUACUCCAUCUAGACCAACUAGCAUCUAUUCGUCAAGGGCUAAGGGGCUCUUCAUGGGUGCAUCUAAAAGACUUAGAUCUUUGCUCGCUUUCGUUCUCAGUCGGCUUUCAUAUUAGCAUUGGCCCGUGUAUGGUUACUUGUCCACAGAAAAGUGGUUGCAAGUCAUACUCGAUAAUGGUUGUUGGUGUUCAAGAAGGUUCUGCACCAAAUCGUUGGGAGAUCACGAGCUACGAGCUCGAAUAUGACCCAGAAUCGGAUUCAACAUGUACAGACCGAGGGCAAAAGCGAUUAACCCUAGUACGACGCGCUGAACCACUCUCAAUCGCCCAAUUCCACCCUGGCUACAUCCUCCCAUUCUUAUCUCGUAAUAAGUGCGGCUUUCUAGCAGAAUACCGUCCACCACGGACAUCCGGAACACCAUCUGAGGUCUACUUUGCUGGUAGGCGAAGUUUGACGAAGUUCGGCACUCGUGAUGAUGGGUCGUUCUUUUCUGCCAAGGUGCCUGAUGAAGUGCAGACUUUGUUUAGAGAGGCAGAGAGGCAGGGGACGUUCUUCGUAGAGCAUUAUAGUGGUGCUUUGGUUCUAUCUACAGACUCUAAGUCAAUAGAGGUUUGGUAUCCCACUUAA
This is a messenger RNA of Fomitiporia mediterranea MF3/22, 1497 nucleotides long. RefSeq lists its product as uncharacterized. The coding region runs from base 1 to 1497 and encodes 498 amino acids. NCBI's taxonomy places the organism in Eukaryota, Fungi, Basidiomycota, Agaricomycetes, Hymenochaetales, Hymenochaetaceae. The record is from RefSeq and is a predicted model, not a curated record. The transcript has 4 exons. Gene Ontology annotation, molecular function: protein binding.